Molecule: messenger RNA, 1544 nt
Organism: Vicugna pacos (alpaca)
Lineage: Eukaryota; Metazoa; Chordata; Mammalia; Artiodactyla; Camelidae
Source: RefSeq, a predicted model, not a curated record
UCCAGAGAUAAAUUUCAAAAAGGCCAACUUUAAAAGAUCAGCUGAAGUGAAGAGGGCUCGUCUGACCACACACGAGAAGCCUCACUUCUAACUCUGUUCCUUAAACCUGUUUUUCAAUCAAGGCAGAAAUCUCUGUAACCUAGUUUCCUCAUCUGAUGACGUGAGUUUCAUUUUUUCCUUCAUCAGAAAUGUGUACAAGGUUCUUUGGGUAAUAGAGCCCCUUUGUCACCCACUUUGCACCAGCAGCAGUUAACUGACCUGGGGAGGCAGCCAUUAAGUCACCGAAGGCAGUAGCCCUCAUAAUGAGCCCGCAUGGAUUUUGUGUCUGAUUUAGAAUGCAAGACCCAUGUUCAGCAAAUGAGGUAAAGACUUCUUUUUGAGCCACGCAAAUAGAUUCCGUUAAUACGCUGCUCAGUGUUGGUUUUUAAAUUAUGUGAAGUCCCCCAACAUGUGUAUUAUCCACCCCGAAUUUCCCGCCAAUAGGAGUGCAAGACACACACAGCGGCAGCUGAUGGUCACUGGCUGACAAGGCUGAGCUCACAGUCCCUCCACUGUGCAGAGGGCAGGGAGGGGCUGGGGCACCGUAGGCAGCGCAGAGGAUGCCAGCCCCACAGAGGAAUUCCUCCCCCCAGGAAGGACCAUGUGAUGAAAGAGUCAAAAGCUCUUGGUGGAGACUUGGGUAGUUCACCAUCUUCCUUUCCGAAGUUACAUGGAAGUUCUUCAGAAAAUAAACUCUGUGUCUUGGUGAGGAGGGGCCCUUUAACGAGACAUGGUGAAUUACUACGAAGUACUGGGGGUGCCUCAGAACGCUUCUUCCUCUGACAUUAAGAAGGCCUACUACCAGUUAGCUCUGCAGGUGCACCCAGACAAGAACCCAGAGAACCAGGAGGCAGCUGAGGAGAAGUUCAGACAAGUAGCCGAGGCCUACGCGGUCCUGUCUGAUGCCGAGACACGGAACAACUACGACAAGUCCAGACGGGGAAACGGAGGAGACGGCAGGGACAAGGACGGCUGGACGGAGGCACUGCGGUUUGAGAGGCCACACUGCGGCUUCCAAAACGUCUCUGAAGAUGCGGACCCCUUCUCUGGAGACUGGCUCUCCCCUGGCCAUGCGGGCAGGGCCAGGAGAUCCCGCUUCUCCUUCUUUGAUGUGACCCCCAUUCUGGACACAGGAUUUUCCACUUUUGUGUCCCUGGGCUCCAGGCCUAAUUCCCCUUCCUCUGGGACAUUUGUACCCUUCGUAAGCAGUGGAAUGAGAAACUUCAGACUGGUCACCACUUGCAGCCAGAUAGUGAAUAGCAAGCGAGUUGUUAUAAAGAAAGUUCUAGAAAAUGUGAGGGGGGAGACUAACGUGGAAAAAGCACCCCUAUUUCAUCAGUUUCCCCCACACCACUGGUAGGGAGCUGCUGCCAUGUUCUUUCACGGGGAGACUCUGACGUGCGGCUGGUGAGUCUGGUGCUUAUCAAAGACAGAACUGGAAUCUGAGAGUGUGCUGGACCCAAAUGGACCGGGGUCAGCUCAGUCCCACCUCUCACUGCACAGAG